AUGCACUGCCAUUUAACCACCCAGCUUACCUUUUUUUUGGAUCAAAUUAUCCAAGAUCGUGGAAAUAGACCUGUCAGUGUCAGAUUAUCAGACGCUGAAUCAAUCAUCGGUGUCGACGCUCCUCUUCAUCUCUUUCUCCUCAGGCCGCCAAGAGCCUCUCAGCUCAUUCAAGUGGAAAUGUCUUCUCCUUCUCAGCUUACAGUCAGUGAACUUGCUGCCAACAUCCAUGAAAUCUCAGACAACUCCCGCGAUUCCGAUAUCAUAAUCCAGGAAGAUGAAAUGGAUGAUACCGUGAUCAAGCCAAAUCCUCUAGACUCGCUUGAAUGCGGGAUAGAACUUCCCCCGCAGCUUCAGACGCCAAUCGUGCUGGUGGAUAUCGAUUCUUUCCUUCCACUAUUGAUGUGUCUGCCACCUACCGCUCUCCUGCUCGAGGACAAUGCCUAUUAUAUUGAUGGUGCGAUAAAUGCAGAGGAUUGGAACCUGAUCUCCCAUUAUGCCAAACGAGUUCGUGGAUUCACUCUUCGGGAUGAAUUGGACAAGAACAUUCCUUGUAUCCCGAUCGAAACCAUCCUCCGUUUGGCGCAGCUUCAGCAUCCUGACAAGCCGCUUUUCCCGUCCCUUGAACGACUGAGUGUUGUUCAGGCCAAUUCCAACCUCUCCCACCUCCCCCUCUUUCUAUCGCCUUCCAUCAGGACCCUUGAAAUCGCGUCACUCUCAAGCGCGAGCGCCCCCAGCUUCCGCUCCUUCCUGACUGCGCUGAUUACGAUGAGCGCUCAACACGUCCAGGAACUUAUCCUGGGGCCAGGACGUCUCCCGGAACCACUGUUACAGACAUUCUUCCGGUUCGAGCACGUCCGCUAUCUCGAACUCAAGGACGUGGUAGAUCCUUUUGACUUUACACUCAUAGAACGAGUCGGCGCUCUUUCCCAGCUAGAAAAAUUGGUCGUUGACGCCCGCAAUGCCCAAUAUGCUGGCCGCGUUGACCCUCCACAGCCUCCCGCGCCUAUAUUGGAGUUCGGAUCGGAGGAAUCUGCCUCUGACAACCGCGAUCCUGGCUCCUCCCAGUUGUUGCAUCCAAAAUUUCCUCGGCUCUCCAGUAUAUCGGUUACCGGGAAUCUAAUGCUCAUUGGCGACUUGCUUCACUUCCUUCGUACAGCCAAGCUCCAUGAAGCCAAUUUGACGUUUGUGCCUUCCGCAAUGUCGACGGAAUGGUGGAUGGCGAAGGUUCCCGUUCCCGUUAACCCCGUUCCACUUCCAGAAAAAGAGCCGCUGAAAUUACCCGAGCCAAAACCCAUGCCUAUGAUUCGUCAUAUAAAACAUUGCAAGUGCUGCAAAAAAGGUCGUGCAGCACGGACGCAAAUGUUGGAAGGAGAGGAAGGGCGGGACUCAACUCCGUGGGACAUUUCACCGCCAUUAUGGGAAGAAAAGGAAAAGUGCGGUUCAGGUUCAAUCUGGGGUCUUCCGACGCAUCCUCCUCCUCCCCCUCCCCCUCCUAUUGACGGGGAAAUAAUUGACAAAAAUUUUGGUAGACUAUCCUCCCUCGGAAAAGAGUCGCUCCAGAGUCUUUGUGUCGAACAAGUCAAUGGGGAUUCGAGGUAUACUUACCCAGCAUUCCCUUCCUCGGCCUUUCAAUCCCUGGUUCACAUCCCAACACUCCUCGACCUCAGCAUUGUUGGAUGGGAUAUAGAAGCGGUCGAUGCAUCUCUUCGCUUAUUACCAGAUACUUCCAACCUCCGAGCUCUUUCUCUCCCUAUCUCUGAGCUCCGGGAAGGCAUCUCGUUGCAUACACUCCGAUAUAUUGCAGAAAACUGUUCUUCCAUGGAGCACAUCCAGUGCCGAAUCGAUCGUUUCUUGGACCAACCGCAAGAAUUCGAGCGUAGCCUUACCAGCCCACUCUCUCAUGGUUUGAAGGUUUUGUCAGUUGGGAGCAACACUGCUCCCGAUCAAGACAGGCUCAGAGUCGCGCAGUAUCUAUAUUCCCUAUUUCCUGUUCUUGAUGAAUUGAAGACCCGACCAGGCUUCAAUUCCGAACAGUGGGAAUACGUCCUUACGCUGCUGAAGAUAUACCAAUCCAAUCGUACGGUUGACGCGAAGCGCGUCAUCGCAUGA
This is a messenger RNA of Cyclocybe aegerita, 2109 nucleotides long. NCBI's taxonomy places the organism in Eukaryota, Fungi, Basidiomycota, Agaricomycetes, Agaricales, Hemipholiotaceae. The record is from the annotation of a GenBank genome assembly.